AUGGAGGACGAGAAAUCCGCCAAAGUCAAGAAGAAGGGUGCCGCUCACCGGAAGUCUCUCUCUUGCGAAUACUGCAGUCGAUCCUUUGCCCGCUUGGAGCAUCUCCAACGCCAUCUCCGCACCCAUACCAAGGAGAAACCUUUCUCAUGUGAGAUCUGCUCCAAGUCUUUUGCCCGGAGUGACCUCCUGGUGCGACAUGAACGAUUGGUCCACCCGGCUGAGAGUGCAGCCAGUCGAGAACAUCGGACACACAAUGGCAUCAAUAAUAACCAAAACGAUAUUCAAAUCCAGUCGACCAUAAGUCAACCCGCCCACCAUGAGUCGCGCAUGCUAGAGCUCGCCGACGCCAUCCCGGUCCAUACCCAAGUGCCUCCUCCACCUCCCGAGGUCCAGAUCCAGCCUCCCCCGAUAGUCGAGACACCGCAUUUCAAUCCCUCCUGGGGCUAUGACUUGAAUCUCUUGUCGCACGCUGCGAGUCAUGUCGCUCUGGAAGGACAGCAGGAGAGUUUGGAGUCGCUUCGAAAGCCAUCGCAUUCGGUCGGCACGCCGUCCCAAUCCAUCUCACAAGCUCCAGAGAGAGCAAUAACGGACAAUUACGGGGUAGAGCCGUCUUUCCUUGAUUUGACGGACCUGGGUGACCCCGUUCAAGACUUCACCGUCUUUCUGGAAAGUGUCGGUCUCUCGUCCGACUGGGACUCCGGGGUUUUCUCGUCGGUUGAGGACCCCAUGUUGCCUCCAAAUCUCUCCAUGGAUUCGAAACAACAAGUUCGAGAGCAAACUGCAGCGACAAGACUGGGUGGGGACUUGAUGAGCGAUUCACGAGUCCAGGCAGAAGAUCCGCCGUCCUUCUCCAACUUCGGAUCCAGAUUACCGUCCUUACAACCCGACUCUCACGAGAUGGAGGAUCGAAUUGGCCUUUCCGAUGAGGGCUCACGGCCCGCGUGGGAUAUCACCAAUUCUGAUCGCCAAGUAUUCAUGUCAAAGCUCGAGGAUUUCUCCGCUGUUCUUCCCAAGGGAUUUAUCCCGCCGUCACGGCAUGCUCUGUCCCGCUUCUUUGCUGGAUAUAUCAACGGGUUGAAUGAACAUCUUCCCUUUGUGCACGUUCCUACACUGUCUAUUGCCAAGUGCUCUCCAGAACUCACUCUGGCAACGGCAGCCGCGGGAUCACACUACCGCUUUGAAAAUGGUCGAGGAAUCGACCUUUUCCAUGCGGCAAAAGCAAUUCUAUUAGAACGCCUACGUCGACGAGAUAGCAGACAGGUCCCUCAUCCAACAUGGAACUAUAUUUCCCCUCCCUCGAAUUUCCCCAACUCCCGCGGUUCAUCCAUGAUCUCGAACACCGCGAGCAGUCCUUUUCAAAACCAACACCUCCCUAACCCACCUAUCAAUGCGUCGAUCUAUACAUCGGACGAUUCUGAUGCCCAUAUGGAGGUGAUUCGGACCUUUUUACUGUUGACAGUGUUUGCUUCCUGGGAGAGACACCCAGAACUGCUUCGAGAGAUCCUUUCCCUCCAAAGUACGUUAGCAAGGCUUGUGCGGGAACAUGGCCUGGCAGAGCCACCUCCUACCCCUGAACCUAUCGGCUGGGAAGAAUGGGUACGAAGAGAAGGAAACAGACGAACGAAACUCAUCGUCUAUUGUUUCUUCAAUCUCCACUCGAUCAUGUACAACAUCCCUCCUCUCAUUCUAAAUGGGGAGCUGAAAUUGAACAUGCCCUGUUCGCACGACCUUUGGAAGGCGACCAACGCCGCCCAGUGGCGGCGAGUACUCCGCACCCGGCAAGGCUCGGACGUUCCGUUCCAAGAUGCAUUUGCCCGGCUUUUCCUGAAAUCAUCUACUUCGCUCCCAUCGGCUCCCAUCUCUCCCCUUGGCAACUACAUCCUCAUUCAUGCUAUCAUUCAGCAAAUCUUCUUUGCCCGUCAACUCUGUCUGUCGGCUCCGAACAUGCAUGGCACCAGUCUAAGGCAAGAAGAUCUCAAUGUGUUGGAUAACUCAUUGGGUGCAUGGAAAGCAUUGUGGAAACGCACGCCCGAGUCCAGCAUCGACCCUCAGAACCCAGCAGGCCCGAUCGCUUUUACAUCGACUGCGCUCCUGGGCCUUGCCUACAUCCGACUGCAUGUUGACCUAGGCCCCUGUCGACAUCUGAUCACUCAAGACCCGGUCCAGAUUGCGGGAGCCCUGAUCGAGUCACCACCUAUUGUCCGAAGCCCGCGGCUGAUUAUGGCGCUACUACACUCAGCUCAUGCUUUGUCCAUCCCUGUUCGACUGGGUAUUGAUUUCGUGGCGAGGACACAUUCAUUCUUCUGGAGUAUUCAGCACUCACUGUGCAGUCUGGAAUGCGCUUUUCUCCUCAGCAGGUGGCUACUCGCCAUCCCAGCUACACAACCAGAGCAGAGGCUGUCAGAACAUGAGCGGAAAUUACUUCUGUGGAUCAAGAGCAUGAUGGAUGAAACCGAAAUGGCUGUUGAUCCGCCAGGAGCUCCCGACACGGAGUUCAUGGCAAACCCGUACAAGGUGCGCCAGCUAAGUGUUGCCAUCGUUCGAGUCUGGGCCCGGACGUUCAAGGGCAACACAAGCUGGGCGAUUGUGGAUCUGGUCGGCUCGAGCUUGGAUACCUAUGCCGAUCUCUUGGAGACUACAACAGGCUUUCCAUGA
Molecule: messenger RNA, 2655 nt
Organism: Penicillium cinerascens
Lineage: Eukaryota; Fungi; Ascomycota; Eurotiomycetes; Eurotiales; Aspergillaceae
Exons: 3
Coding region: 1-2655 (884 amino acids)
Biological process (GO): DNA-templated transcription; regulation of transcription by RNA polymerase II
Cellular component (GO): chromatin
Molecular function (GO): RNA polymerase II cis-regulatory region sequence-specific DNA binding; DNA-binding transcription factor activity, RNA polymerase II-specific; zinc ion binding
Source: RefSeq, a predicted model, not a curated record